UCCUUGGUUCUCUGUCCGAGGGUGUGUUCAGUUAUGCUUUUUCUUCUGGUUCUCGGACAGUUUUGGGUUUUUCUUGACCUGUUGGUCUCCUCCUAUUGCUCUGGAACUUAAACUGAUUAGCUCAGAGCCUGAAGGCGGGUAUAUCCUGCUGGGAGGAGCCAACUGUUUUUGUUGCCAUAGUGUCACACACCUCCUAGAGACAGCAGCAUACACCCACAGUCUGUGUCCCCCAAUGGAUCCUUCGAGAAAGAGAUUUUAUGUGAUGACAUCGGGAGUUUGCUGUUAAAAGAAGUGAAUCUAUAAGGAAAUGAAACUUCGUGUUUAAGAAAUGGAGCCUUGCCCAUAUGAAGAAAACAUGGAGGAAAAAAGCAAAGAAAUUCUGCCUUCAAAGCAAAAAGACCUGUCGCUCAGGAGAUUGAAGGUGAUUCCAUCAGAUGUUUUGGUUGACACCACAAUUCUAACUCUUAAUCUUGAUAGAAACAAACUUAAAGGCGUCUCUGGGAUAAACCGUCUUCAGGAACUUAGAGUUUUAAUUCUUUCCAAAAACGAGCUGACUGAUUUCCCCAUGGAAAUCCAGAGUUUGAUACAUUUAGAAAAAUUGGAGCUAAACCAAAAUAAAAUACAAACUAUUCCCACUGGUAUAUUUCUCAAUCUUAAGGAUCUUAAACACCUGAAACUGAACAACAACCGUAUUUUACAACUACCAACGGACUUGGGCAGUUGUUCCAAGCUACAGUACCUAAACUUAUCCCACAAUCUAUUUAUUGACUUUCCUGAUUGUAUCUUAAAAAUAAAAAGUUUAAAAGAAGUUUACCUGGAGAACAAUAAACUCCAAAAAUUGCCUGUUGAGCUCUUCCUUGAUAUGUCUUUGAAAAAGUUCAAGGCUUCGUGCAACCAUCUGAGGGAACCUCCUGAUGAAGUGUGUGUGGGUGGCCUCAAACAGAUCCGCAGUUACUUCCUUCAACUACAAGAGACCCAAGGCAGGGAGGAGAAGAGGGUAAAAGUUAUUUUCAUUGGUGCAAGUCUGGCUGGAAAAACCACAAUAAGCAGGAGCCUCACACAGGGCCAUGUUGUUCCUGUGUCCUUAAAGGAAAGAACUGUGGGCAUAGAGAUCAGUGAAUUUCACAUCAAAGAUCUUACCUUUUUAUUCUGGGACUUUGCUGGACAUCUGGAGUAUUAUGGCACUCAUCAUGUUUUUAUUACUCCAUAUGCGCUUGUCAUCCUUGUUGUUAAUCUACACAGGUACCAGGUAGCUGAUGAACAGAAUUUUACGGACCUUGUGGGAUUCUGGAUAAAAAAUCUGGUCAUGAGGGUACCAAAUUCAGUAGUUAUGAUGGUGGGCACUCACACAGAUCUAUGCCAACCAGGGCAAAUGGAAGAGAAGAGUAAAGACAUUGAUGAAAAGAUCACCCGGAUGCUUGAUGAACAUAAGGCUAACCUCAACCACUUCAUAAACAACCUAGAGGAACGUCAAGACUCUGAGCUAUAUUUGGAGCAGGCAGAUAAGCUGAGAGAGUUAUCAAACUGCACUGUUCAUAUUUUGAAGGUGUUCCCUAUCAGAGGCAUACACUACAAUGACAUCGAAAAGCUUCAGAAUCAUAUUUUAAAUACUGUAUGCAAGGAAGAAUUAUUUCCAAAUAUAAUUAAAAUGCUACCCCCAAUCUACAAAAUAGUGGAAAAUGCCAUACUUGAAGUGAAACAAAAUGAAGAGACUCCACAACAUGGAAUGAUGGAUUUAGAUCAUCUUUUAAAUGAAGUCAUGCUUAAGACCAACAGGGACCUGGACAAAAACCUUCUCAAAGAUAUUUUGCGAUAUCUCCAUAGAAUUGGUCUGAUUGUGUGGUAUGAAGACAUCAAGCAAUUACUAAACACUGUAUUUCUGAAACCUGCAUUCCUCAUCGCAGUCUUCAAGAUGCUUGUUAGACAUGAUCUCUACGACCAACUAGGGGCGAUACCAGCUGAAGUUCUUAUUUCUGAAAGAGCCUUCAAACGCGAUGUUCUUAAAUGGCAAGAAACGCUACAGUCUAAAGCUAUGAUCCGUUUUCAAGCCAUUCGGGUUUUAGUUAAACACCAGCUACAGACCCUUUGUCUGCAGGAUUCAGAGGAUCUAUUUCAUGAUCUGAUCGGACAUGGAUCUCAGAAUGGAAAGCUACUAAGUCUCCUCAUGCAUUUCCAGAUCUGCAUGUCUGUUAGGAACAUGAAGAAACUCAAUCCAAAUGCACUGGAGUUUGUUCCGGGAAACACCUGGUUUGUGAAAGACUCUCAGAAAGAACUGUGCUACCUUUUUCCUACCUAUCUCAACAAUUUUAUGGAAGUUGCUGAGCGGUGGGGAGGAGACCACCAUGAUGACAUUCACAUUAGAAUGUAUUUAUCUCCUCGAAUUCCAGAAGGUUUUUUCCAAAGACUUAUGGUGAAAUCGUGUUCCUUUUAUUCCACUCACUGGGUAGAAAAAGACAAUUUUCUUUUAGUUAACAAUGGAAAACCACUGUUGAUAAAACAGUUCAACCAAUGGGCAGAUAGUUAUCUUGAGAUGCGUAGCCGGAAACCAAAAGGAACCAAUGAUUUCCAGUCUCUUUGGGACUUCAUGUUAACCAUUCUGUCUAUUGCCGAAAGACUUUGCAAGGAGUGGCCUGGACUUUUUUACUAUAUUCGAUCACCAUGUAGGACAAUAGGAUGUCCAGAUGAGCUUGAGUGGCCAGACAUGGAAAGGACAGGCUUUAUCUACAAUAUGAUAAAAGAAGACUUUAUGACAUGUGAGACAUGUUGUAAUACAGUCAAUAUGGAACUUCUCUUCCCAAAAGCAUCGGGUCACUCCAAGGAUCCUUGUCUGCCACCAACGAUUCAUGUCACGAACUAUGGCAUAGCAUCUAUUGUGUCACACCAGUAAAAUGGAGAAGAAAACUUCAUGUCAUGUGAUGUCUACAAGGAAGGCUCAUCUCUUUUAUCAAAAAAUCAAAGACUGAUUAAUAUUCUAUGGCUGAAAAGCCAUAGUUAUAUGUGGAAAAAUGUGUAAUCCUCUUGACAUUAUGGAAAUGAAAUGUUAUAAAUAUAUUGCAUGUAUAGAUGGUUAGGCUAUCUUUUAUUUUUUUA
This is a messenger RNA of Hyla sarda, 3090 nucleotides long. RefSeq names its product malignant fibrous histiocytoma-amplified sequence 1 homolog. Gene Ontology annotation, molecular function: protein binding. The transcript has 11 exons. The coding region runs from base 329 to 2887 and encodes 852 amino acids. The record is from RefSeq and is a predicted model, not a curated record. NCBI's taxonomy places the organism in Eukaryota, Metazoa, Chordata, Amphibia, Anura, Hylidae.